UUAAAUUAACAAAAUAAGGGUUGAAAAAACGAUUGACUGGAGGACAUUAUCGUCCUAAGAAAAACCAUUCCUGGUGAAGCUAAAAAGGAACAAUGGCGGAAGGAAAAGAAAUUAGAAAUUAGAAAUCAUAUCCCUGAUUUAGGUUACAAAAACCUCAUAAACCCUUCGCUAACUCAGUGAGUCAGUCACAAAGAAAGCAUAGUACAUGGCGAGUCAUCUCCCUGACCACUUCAAGUGUCCAAUUUCUCUUGAAAUAAUGUCCGACCCAGUCAUCCUAUCUUCCGGUCACACAUUCGAUCGUCCUUCCAUCCAACGCUGGUUAGACGCCGGUCACAGAACUUGUCCAAUUACCAAACUACCCCUCCCUAAUAAUCCUUCCCUCAUCCCUAACCACGCUCUCCGAAGCUUAAUCUCAACUUACACACUCCUCCCACCACUUAACCAAAUUGUAAUUUCCCAACCCGAAACCCUAAUUUCAUCUCUAACUUCUCCUUCGUCUUCCUCCGAUUUCAAAAUUGACUCGCUCCGACAACUCGCACGCUUUUCUAAACGCGACGCCGUCUUCCGCCGCCGUCUCGUUGAUUCCGGUGCUGUCUCCGCCGUUCUAUUCUGCCUCGAUUCCUCCUUCGGUGAUCCUAAGCUUCAGGAGAAGGCUCUCUCACUUCUUCUUAAUCUCAGCCUCGACGACGACAGCAAGGUCGGACUUGUCGCCGAGGGAGCCAUCGCCCGCGUCGUCGAAUUCCUUCUCCGCGCGGCCUCGUCGGACUGCCGCGCUUUAUCGGCGACGAUAAUCACGAGCCUCGCCGUGGUAGAAGUAAACAAGGCGACUAUCGGUGCUUACCCGGGGGCAAUCGGAUCUCUGGUGGCGAUUCUCCGGGACGGGAAGGGAAGAGAGAGGAAAGAAGCUGCCACCGCGCUUUACGCACUCUGCUGUUUUCCAGAUAACCGAAAAAGGGCCGUGGAUUGUGGCGCGGUGCCGAUUUUACUGAGAAGUGUUGAUUGUGGACUUGAAAGGGGUGUCGAGGUUAUUGGUGUUUUGGCUAAGUGUAAAGAAGGUAGGGAACAAUUGGAAAGUUAUCGUGGUUGUGUGCAGAUUCUGGUUCGUGUAUUGAGAAAUGGAAGCUCCAGAGGGAUUCAGUAUGCACUAUUGGCACUUACUUCACUUUGUUUUCAUAGCCAGGAAAUGCUUAUGGUUACCCUGCAUGAAGGGGUUUUGGAAAUCACUAUUGGGUUGCUAGAGGAUGAUAAUGAGAAAGUUAGGAGAAAUUCAUCCAAUUUGAUUCGGGUUCUUCGCGGUGGAUGCAACCACCACCGGAUGAGCUGAUGAUGGAAAAGAAGAUGUGUUUUUUCCUCUGGAGGUUAGUUUUAUUUAUUUUUUUGGUUUUUGGUUUAUUGGGUCCGCCAUGUUGGAUGGGUCCUCUGUACAAAAUGAAAAGAAGAUCAAUUUUUUGUUGUGAAUGUGAUGAUAGGGUUCUUUUGUAUCUUGUAUAUUGAAUAAUGAUGAUUUGGGCUAGCUCUUUGUUGUUAGCUUAGCUGUUAAAAUGGGAAGGUUAUUGACUGAUCCUUUGAAAUUUGAAUUGUAUUGCUUCAUCACAGUUAGAAAAUUUCUCCUGGCUAACAUUUUACA
Molecule: messenger RNA, 1627 nt
Organism: Cicer arietinum (chickpea)
Lineage: Eukaryota; Viridiplantae; Streptophyta; Magnoliopsida; Fabales; Fabaceae
Product: U-box domain-containing protein 8
Biological process (GO): protein ubiquitination
Molecular function (GO): protein binding; ubiquitin-protein transferase activity
Source: RefSeq, a predicted model, not a curated record